Messenger RNA from Topomyia yanbarensis, 10521 nucleotides. RefSeq names its product protein hairless (gene H). The transcript has 4 exons. NCBI's taxonomy places the organism in Eukaryota, Metazoa, Arthropoda, Insecta, Diptera, Culicidae. The record is from RefSeq and is a predicted model, not a curated record. The coding region runs from base 2016 to 5312 and encodes 1098 amino acids.
GGUUGCCGCUUUGCUUCACAGCUUUGAUGGGUACAUUUUGCUUCGGUGUGUUGUGUGUGUCGACAGUAAAGAAGCAGAAGGCGCACACAGGAGGAGGCGAAUGAAACUCCGCACAUACAACGACCACGGCGACGACGGAGAAGAAGAAAAACUAGCGAGCUCGCAGCUCUGAACAUACUGUGGCACGAGAAAAAGACAUUUUUUCGUUUGAAUCCGCCUAGUUUCCUUAAGUUUUGUAGCAAACCAAGCUAGUGGAAGUGUAGUUCCGGUGAAGUUUUGUUAUAGUGCGCGGUGUGGAACAUUUUUCGAGCAGGAUAAUUGGAACUCAAAUCGAAGCAGCAUCGACAGUAAAAGGCUUCGAGCAAAAAAAAAAGAAGAAAUCGGUACACAUACUGGGAAGAAGAAAAGCGGCCAGAGUGAAUGUGAAUUUGGAAGAGAUUCGAGGAGCCUCGAUUCAAGAACGGAGAAAAAAUAUUUUCUCAAGAACAGCCCGUGAUGGGCCGGGAACGGGAAACGGCUGCUACCCAAGAUUUUGUCUUGUGAUGGCGGAUGAUCUCUGCUCAUGAAUGGAUUAAUUAUGGUUGGAAGGUUUUCCAUGGGUGAAACUCGAACGACUGUUAUCAGCAGGUGGGUAUUGGGUAAUUUUCUCGGUGGAAUUCGGUCCUCUCCUAAUGCCCUUUUGCUACCGUAUGUGCCAACGAAAAAUCUUCAACAUGUGUGCCCAAUGUAAAUUGAAAAAAUGUGUGUAAUAGGGUUCUUUUUAACAAAAUUUUGGCAGAAAAUCACUUCCAAAUCUUGCUAGUAAAAGCUGCCUAGAAAUAGUAGAAAAGUGAAUCAUCCCCACCCGGCCUAGUGAUAAAUUUUGUGGUUUGCCAAGCCUAUCAACAGACAAUGAUGAUUUGUGGCUGUGAAACUGAAGGGAAAAAUUAUCAGGGCUUUCUAAAUUAACUACUAUUGUAGAACGAUUAGUGGAAACGAAAUACUAAGCCUAUUUUGGUAGUGUGUUCCUCGAAGGCAGAAGAAAAUGGUGACGAACGUCUGAAAAACAUCGAGUGUGGAAACCAUUAAAAACACACGAAGGGAAGUGAAACACAAAAAAGGCUGCCGAGCUAGCAGAAGAAAAGUUGACAGAUUGCGAGUGUAUGUGCGUUGGUGUAAGUGUGACGGUGUAUGUGCGCGCGAUGAUAUAGGGUUUACUGUUGGGGAGAAUCGAUUUUUCCCUCGACGACUACGACGACGUUGGAGUAGGCCUAUCUCACAGCUAUUCUCCCUUCAAUGGGGGAAACCUUCGGCUGGAAGGAUCUAGUGUGGAGGGAAAGGAGACAGGAAGUGUGAAACGGAAAUACACCGGAGCUGGUGGAAGGAAAACAAAAAUUCAUCAAUCGAACACGUACGCAUACCGAACCAUACAGAUGUGACCCCAUCCUUGCUGUAACAUCAUGUAGAUUAAUAGGCGAUAGCUCACGCAUUCGCAGUAUCGCCUCGCGUAUGCUGUCCAGAAGCAAAUGUCGAUGGCAAUCUGUGUAUUCAAAUUUCCAACAUAAUCAGUGCAGACAUCAGCAAGAUUCAAUAAUCCAAUAUGACACUCGGUUGACUCCAGACAGCAGCACUCUGCGGCCCAUAAGCUGAGGAAUCAAGUAGCAGUCAAAAUAAUUAAUUGAUAAUGUCCUCUUCCAGUGAAAAUUAUUGCCGCGGCAAGGCGAUUCACAGUGAGAGCGAGAGCUAAUGAAUAAAACGAACAUCAAUAAGAAAAACAACGAACAUAACUCGAGUCGGACAUUCCACGGCGGAAAAAGAGGAAAAAAAGGCGAGCGACACUCACACCAGCAGAAGACACACACGGUUGUGAUCUCGAGCUGGAGCACAACAAAUUAAAGGUAUUACUGAAGUGCGAAAGAGAGAGAACGAGAGACUUUGGAAUCCUACACACAUUCUCAACCUUUUUGCCUGCCACAUAUCUUGUAACCGACUGAUCAAAGCCGACUUAAGCCCCGUUCCGAUUCGGUCCUAGGACCAUGUAUAUUAUCAACCCAACUAGCGGCAAGGAGAUCCCGAACAGCUACCCAACUAGUUCUAGCACCGGAAGUAACUCCUCCACCAGCAGCGGCAGCAGCAGUAUCAACAAUGCUAGCUCCCAUCAGCAGGAAAUUAUCAGCAAAAUCCUGACAAAAUGUGCCACGAUGACCGAUGAAGCGGCCGCCAGUGGUACAUCCGUAGCUGCCACUGUCAAUGGUACCGCGACGAUACUACUCUCUCCAGCGCACCAUCAUUCCCAUAAUCAGCCGCUUCCAGCCGGAGUUUCGCCCCAAUCGUCUCCGGCUUCAUCAUCCUCCAGCGCAUCCUCACCAACUGCUGAUGGUCCCCAACUGCACACCAGUUUCGGUGCAUCGGGUCGUGAAAAAGUUCCACCCACUGGCAAAACCAGCGGUACUGCAACCGGCGGAUCAUCCAACGGCACAACAGCCGGAGUGAUAGGAUCAAAUUUCGGCGACGAUGGCGGCGGUACGAAGCACGCGCACAGCAGCGGUAAGGUCAACGGCAAUGGGACUUUGCCGGCCUCGAUCAGCGCCACCAACGCUUCCGGUGGCAGGUUGCAGUUUUUCAAAGAUGGUAAAUUCAUCCUGGAGCUGGCACGUGCUCGCGAAGGCGAAAAAACCAGCUGGAUCUCGGUUCCUCGCAAAACGUUCUGGCCACCCACGGUUAGCUCUACCAGUGCCAACUUUCACAAGCACGAAAGCUCGACCUCACUCAGCUUUUCCGAUGAUAACAGCUCGAUUCAGUCGUCACCAUGGCAGCGGGACCACUGCUGGAAGCAACCCAAUCCACGUUCGAACAUUUCCAAGGAAAUGUCCCUGUACUAUCACCGGCCGAGCUGUGUUCGGUUCAAACUUUCGCGUGAUUUGUUAAAGCGUUUACGACUGAAGCGACGAAGGCCGUACGAGCAAUCAGUAGGGGGAGGAGGCGUAGUUACACUGAACUAUGAGAUUAUUAGGGAUAGACAAUCGCCUCCGGAAACGGAGGACGACGCAAUGGAUCUGAAGGUGAACGGUAAAACAACCGAAGUGACGAGUGAUGAGGAUGAGAAUAAGAGUCGUACAGCAAACGAGGCGGGCGUUGAGAAUGGAACGAAAGAUUUCAACAUUAGAAAGUUUAGGGGAAUACUGAAACGAAGGAAGGAAUUGGAUUCCAUAGUUCAACAGCUGAAGGUUCGAGUGGCUGCAAAUACAAAUAGCACUCCACGAAUUUCGUCUGCUGGAAUCAGGGCAGUGUUCAGCUCGUCGCACCAACAACACGUUUCGCCACGGAAAAGAAUACUCAGAGAAUUGGAGAAGGUCUCCUUAGAGGACAGUAGUACUAUGAAGAGAUCUCGCCCUAAACCUGGUAGUAAUAGCACUGUGAUCACGGCGACAACCGCGACGCCACUUGCUCCAGUGACCAGCAACGGAACCGGGGGCUGUGGUAGCAGCAACGGUAGUAACAGCAGCAGUAGUAGUAACAAUAGUAAUAGCAAUGGCAAGCUGACUAAUGGAAUGUCGGCAAUGUCGACAGCGGAACCACGCACACCAUUGAUUCCAACGACGCCGGUUUCGCGGCCUAUUAGUAGCUACAGUAUAACCUCGCUACUAGGACACAAUUCAUCGUCCAGCGAAAGCAGCAGUGGACGCUCAAAGCAGGAAACAAACACCACAACUAGUCAUCAUCCGUACCAACAACACCAUCCGCACUCUUCCCACUAUCAGUAUCUCGGAAAGGACGUUAUAACCUCACCGAAGUCCCCCUCCGAUGCACAUCUAAGUCAGAGGUACUUUGGUAAGAAAAAGUCACCAAGUUACGGCACCCAGAGCGCAGCAUCGGUAGCUUCUCCGAGCUCUGCAACAGAAUUUGGAGCUGGCUAUGGGAUGGUUCGAUCGCCAGAUCUCAGUCCUAGCCCGGAACAUCAAAACCACAGCUUCACGCGCUAUCGCCAGCACCCUUACAGUAUGCAUCCUACUGUCUCAUCUCCCAGUAGCUAUUCAAAUGUUUCUCGAUGUUCGCCAUCGCCCAGUACGAAUGAUUCGGCUAGUUCUCCAUACAGUGGAAAGUAUCGAACGGCUUAUAUUGCAUCCAGUGGUUCCCCUCCUUCUUCCGUUGCCAAUGUGUCUACAGCUCAUUCCCCGCAACACUAUUCGAGACACUCUCCGUUGAAUUUUGCUCGAUCGCCACCGCCGUCGCAUCAACCGAGUUAUCCAUCAACCAACAGCCUGCGGAGUACCGUAAAAGAUUCCUCGUCAUCACCACGAGCAUCUCCCAGCGUAGAGCCUGUCAGAGUUCCCGCAACAACUCCUACUUCUUCUAAUUCAACUACUCCAAGCAUUCGAACUGUUCCAAAGAAAACGGCAGCUCUACGACAACAAUUUGGUUCUCCCUCUUCUUCGCCGUCUACGGUUGAUCCUACAAAGCGAGAGCGUUCAAACUCUAAUGCAUCCUCAACAUCCUCCGAAGUUAGUCGGGCAGCUCAUUUCAAAAAAGAAUUAGACUAUGCCGAACGGACAUCGGCUUCCGAUGUGGUCGAUGGCCAUUAUCCUCCCACCGCUGCAGUAUCCCAAAUGAACCCAGUGAUUCGUCCCAACACGGUAAUCGCAUCACCUACUCCCCACCAUCCAGUACCGAACCCAUUUUACAUGUACCCGCCGCAGAUAGCCGCAUCGCUAAUUGCUGCCCAGCAGUCCAGUGCUGUACCCUUUUUACCGGCAUCGCCGCUCACAUCGUACUAUCAGCACAUGUACAACCAGGCAGCCGUGGCAGCGGCUUAUCGAAAUCCACUCUGGAUGCACUAUCAGGGCCUCUCGCCACAUGCAGCUGCCGCAGCGGUAGCCGCUACAGCAGUAUCUCCGCCUAGCGGUGCACCUUCCCCGUUAGUACCGACAUCUUCUGCUGGCACUAACAAUCGAGACGCACAACAACGAGAUUCCAGUCGAAUACAUUCCGUCGCAAACACCAACAACAAUAACAACAACAAUAGUAGUAGCAGUUCUUCCCCAUCACCCGCAGCUUCCGCAUUGAACUACAGUGCCUCGGUGCUCGCAUCUUCCCACCAUGCGGCUGCUCAGCUUCAUCAUCCUCAACCGCAUCAUCUGCAGCAUGGACAUCAUCCUAGGCUUUCACCGGCAUCGCCGUGGAGAGUACCUCCGUCUACGGCGUCGUCAUCGUCAUCGUUGUCAUCGUUGCAUGAUCUGACUGUUGGAGCGGCUUCCGUUUCACCAUCCAGCUCGACGGUUGGCAUGAAGGAAGAUCCCGGAACAGAUGUCCCCCUCAACCUGUCGAAACACUGAGUGCGCCACUAGGAGAACGUAGCGUUGAUCGCUGUUGCACUGAUGAUGAAGAUUAUGAUUGUAGUGCUGAUAAUCAAGAUCGGAACACUGCGCUGACAUCUAAUCAAGGAACAGUUUCCAGUUGAUAGUAAAACAUCCAUAAUCGUACCAGAAAAUCAGUAGAUAGCAGAAGGCACAAUGAAUUUAAAUAAUACGCCUAGCGUACCGUCAUCGCACAUUCGUGUCUGUUGUGUGUAUGUUGUCAGUGUGAUUUUUGGCUGAAUCACCAAAAAAUCUUUUCGGAAGCCGUUUGUGUAUAUUAGAAACAAGAAAACGCGAAAAACAGUAAAACUAGCCGUAUGCUUUUCAGUGUUGGUGUGAUUCCGCAUAAAUAUGCCUAAUGUUUUAAGAGUACAUAUACAUAAAUAUAUAUAUGAAAAAAGAGAACAAGAGACACUGUAUCGACAGUGGAGGGUCCAGACUACAAAACAAAGAGACAAACGAAAACCCAAGGUUUUUACUAUUUUUUCCGAAGAUAAAGAAACAAAACAAGAAGAAAGCUAUUUUUGCUAAGGAUUUGUAAGAAAUUAUUAAAAGAGGAAAUUAUAUACAUGUAACAUAUAUACACUCAUCUACAUAUACACGUACAGAAAUAUUUUAUAUACAAGAGGAAUCACUUUACAGGCGUAUUGCAGAGGAAAAUUUCCUUAUUCGGUUUUUUGCUCGGUACAUUUUAGUACUGAAUAAUUUUUCGAAACUGUUUGAAAAGAAAUACAUGUAACCGAAAAAAAAGGAAAGAAUACGAGUCAAUUACAGGAUUCGUGCCCAUGCAGUUCUCAAAUAACGAACACUACUCAUCUAUAAAAUGACGUGUCUCGCCAUCAGCGGUGGACACGUAAAUGAGUACACUUCAGCUGUUCCUUCCCGAAACGGUAGGUUGCAACAAGCUCGGGCUAUCAUUAAUGUAUUAUUUCAAUGCAAUGUCCUAACGGUUCGUACUCUAUCUUUCUUUCCUUCCUUCAUAUUUCGCUCUGGUUUGGCUAGUGCCCGCAAACACUAACCUAUUCAGAAAAGAUAAGUGAACGAAUCUCAACCUCUCACCAAUUAGAGUUUGUGUUUAAGAAUUGUCAUAACUGGAUAUGUAAUGUGUAUAUUAUAUUAUAGACUGAAACUAUUACUAUUAGAGAGUUGUGUAAUCUAAGUGGGAUCGAGUAAGCUUAAGUAUGCAUGUGGAAGAAGAAGUACAAGAGAGAAAAAGAGAGAGAGAGGGCUAGGAUGAAUCUACCAAAUGUUUGCUCCGAACAUCCAGGGGCAGUAACAAACAAAAUACCAGAAUAUGUACACUAUUGUACCCGUUAGAAGAAAACGGUGAGAAAUCAAACUAUCAAAAUCCAAAAUAAACACAACCAGCCAAUCAAAUACAAAGUGGUGCGGAAAUGAAAUCUAAAUUGUAGCGCAACAAAGAGGAGAUAUUUUUAUACAUCGAUAAACGAACAAAUUUUUCGGCGAAGCACAGUUUUUACAGAUGUUCGAAUAGGGCGUUAUACUGAAUCUACGAAGAAGAAAAAUCGAAAGUAUCUAGAACAAACAAACACAAGUCAAACAAAACAAGAACAAGUGUGCCUUUAAAAACAACAAAAAACAACUACACUAAUUGAACCAAAAACGUACUACAAUUACAACGGUUAAAGAUAAGAAACGAAAACAAAUAAAAUUCUAGAGCAGACUAAAAAACAAACAAACUUAAAGACAGUUAACCCAUAGUACGAACACAAACUAAAUCUAAUAGAGGUGAGGUUUAAGAAUGCUAGCAUAACUUUCGAUUAUUAUAUCACCCUGCAGCGUCAUCGUUGUGUAUUUGUUUAUGCUUGUUUAUUCUAAUGCUUACUAAAUGGUGGAAACCGUUGCAGCAAGAGCUUCCCAGUGCUGAAAGUAAUUAUUUGGCCAAAAUUUCACUGGUCUUUUUGGCUCGAGUGUGAGACAGUGAAUGACUGAAUCGUAGACAUGUGCUAAACACAACUUUUAUCGUAAAAAAUGAGAAAAAAGUAACAGAUUUUGACAGCUUCGGUACCGAAUAAGGUAGAAGGGUUUACUUCUUUUAAUUAUUUGUGGCAUGCGUUGUCAAAGUAUGGUUUUUCGCUGGCGUUUCUUCAUUAUUAAUUAUAAGGAGAAAAAGCCAUUACAUUUCAUUUUCUCAUUAAAUUAGGAGAUCCAACUCACUUCGUGCCAUUCAGGUAUGAAAGGGUAUUCGUCUUUUUUUACAAGAAAUGAGCAGCUUCCAAAAUAUGAUAAAAGCUUAUUCGUGCUUAUGUAGAACAUUCCAAUCAAAAAUACAUCGUAAGCAGGGAUGACCUUUUUUCAUUAUAUAGUGGAAAUAUUCGAGGGAUCUAAUGCAACAUAACAUGACCGAAAUUGAUAUGCUGUUUCAAGAGCAACCGACCUAAAAACGUCAUUCAGUUUGAUGGUAUUCACAUUCCUGUUUUUUAUUGCUGGUAUUUAUUGUCUAUAACCGCUAUUCAGUCACACAUGGAUAGAGAAUGCCAUAGAACGUGGGAGAAAUGUGUGAUUAUGGGUGGUUUAGAAAUGGUCUUUAAUGAAAGUACAUUGUUACAUUGAACGUUUAAAACUUUAUAAUUUAAAUAAAAAAUGAUUGAUUGUACCAUACCCCAUUUGGCAUAAGGGUCAUUUGACGUAAUAGCUGUUUUGCAUAUCGAUUACAAAUUUCCCUGUGGAGAGGCCGCCACAUUGACCAGAAAUGCCUAGUGACGAUUAUAUCGAAUGACUUAUGCAAAACGGCCUUAUGCGAAAUACUGUUAUGUCAAACCUUUUUGCGUAUUCUGCACAAACUGUGAAGUAAGACGAGAAAUCUCACGUCACUCCUCUUGGUUUUCUUUGUCCAAUGUCGAGAGAUUUUCUACUACCAUUAAAUGGUCUCUCACGUCGCGAUCAUUAAGAUUUGAGUUAGGAAAGUAGUGAUUUGAGAUUUGUCGUCUCACGUCAUACGCCAUGCCAAAUUCGCGGUUUUUAACCCUGCUGCUGUCGUUUGCGAGCCAACCGUGUCUAUGCUUACGAAUUGACCCAUCGGUUUAACUGCGAAUGACAUCACCAAGGUUCUUUAUCCAUUUAUCAGUUCUACUUUUGUUUAUUGAAGCUUGGUUCAAAAUUCUUUCAAUGCAUAUAACCAUUCACUCGACACUCUCUCACACUGAUUUUUUUUUCGAGUUAAUUCACCCAAUCGCUAACGAAAGGUGCCAAAACAUUUUUGACUCUACAAAAAAAAAACAACGAAAUAAAACUUCAUUCCAGCAUCGGCAUGCAAGCAUAAAUCAUAAACAUAGAUCAAACAAGCGGUUCAAAAAGCAUUCAAAAGAUUUCAACCGAAACAAAAACAACAGCAACUGUACAAUUUCCGACAAUUUUUUACGCACACUGAUACAUUCCAAUGAAAACUGAAAAGUUCUCACGCAAACUAAAUAGCAGAAAUGAGCAUUUAUACAUUACAACAGAACGUAGCCACACCGAUUUAGAUAUGCUGUACACUUCCGGGAACAAAAUCGUAAGCAGCUCGCACAUUCGUAGUAGGAACGAGGAAAGAGACCGCACAAGGUCUAUGUCGUCUAUGUUGUUUCCUCUAUCAAAAUUCAUUAGUUAUUUUAUAGACCGUCAUAAAAAAGAUGUAUUUUUCUCUUUGAGAGCAAAAUCUGUAUAAAGUUGUUUUCUUUUUUAUAUAUAUGAAGUGGUAAUUUAUUUAAUUUAUUUUCGCUAUGAAAUCAAAAAAAAAAUACUGUAGAACCAAACAAAACAAAAAAAGAUGAAGAGAACUCAAAUUCAAAAUUCGGAUGUUGCACAUAUUAUGUUUACGCAAAACUGAUACCCACCACUACCGGUAGGACGGUAAACAAUAACUCUUGUACAUUAUUUUCCCUAGCUUUUCUACGAACACAGCAUGGUUUCUCAGCUUAUAGCGUAUGGCAGAGAUGGAUACCAUCGCUGUGUUGGUAUGGGCUUUUAUGUUAGGUUCAACCAAAAUCCAGUCGUAGUUGGAACGCGUGGCGCUAAAGACAAAUUAAGCACUGUGUAUAAACAUUUGUUAGUGUUAGGUAACCACACAAAACUGCAAGAUUUCUUUGUAAAAAAUAAAAGUAUGGUACGUAAUGUGUUGCAUUGAAUAAACCACCUACACACACAGAACUCCCGUAAAUAUAUGUUUGAAUGAUAAACUCGUACGCCUAUAUGAUUACGUCUGUAUUUGGUUUUGAGCGAACGAUUUACAGUAUGCGUUUUUUUCCUUUCGAGUGAUCGGAACGCACGCUUUGAUUAUUCGAAAAUACGCGCAAAACGACAAAGCUGGUACAGGCAAAAUGCAAAAGUCUUUCCGAAUACUGCAACCUCAAUUUACAAUCUAAUCAUUAAUCUUUAAUGUUUUUCAUUCAUUGAUAACCGCAACUAAGUAACCGACUAACACACAAACAUAUAUAAAACUACUUUUUGUACCACACAAAUACAACAAUAUUGAUAUACCAACUGGUAAUUAGUUCUAAAAAUUAGUCAGCUUCUUUACUACUACUCUAUCUCAUGGAUUUUUACACAACCAUUCGGAAACUUGCGCAUUUUGGAGUAACUCAAACAAAAGACAUGAAUCGAAUAAUAAGAGAGAAUCGAAGACGUUUUUUUUAAUUCUAAUCAAAGUCGUAUGGAUACAAACAAAAAUAUAACUUUUAUGUACAUUUGUUUCAAAUAAGCCUCUACAUUUAUAUAACCCCAUCGUCAAGACAUGAGUUGAAAACUAUAGGAUUUCAUUAGGUAUUUUUUGAGGUUUAAGUUAUUGUAUUACUAGAUAUUUUUUGUUUAGCUAUCCAUCUGUAGGCACUACUGGAAAAGAUUAUAUUUUAUAUUAUUAUGCUAAACUGAGAUCGAAAAGAAAACACGAACGAAAUGAAACAUGAUGGAUUUGCUGAGUUUACGGGGGGCGCAAUUUUCAUUCCUCGGCGUAGUUUUAUUUAUGUAAAGAGAAUAGUUUUUGCGUAUUAUUACGAAACACAUGUGAAGAAUCAAACUGAAAAUUAAACUAUAAACACAGAAAAACGAAAAACAAUCUAAGAAAUAGUAGCUGUACAGUAUUUUUCAUAUAAAUAUAUUUUAUUACUCGUAUCCAUUACUAUUAUUAUUAAAGAAGUAUGAUAUAACAACACAAAUACUAUGGAAGAAAUAAAAAUGAUUGAAAUUAAAA